UAAUCAUUUUACUUUUCUGUGGAGAAGAAGAAUAGAUAUGACCGUUUUUGCCUUUACCUUAUCUAAAUCAUUUCAAAACAAUCUGAGUUUUGUUUCUUGUUACAGUUUUCCCAUCGAUUCUUUCCUUUUUUGGAGUAAUGAAUUUUUGUUUGCUCAAUAUAGAGGGGAUUUCUGGAUUUAGAAUUUGUGGGUACAAGUAAGUGUAAUUUAUACUACAUAUAUAUAUAUAUCAAUUAUUUUUUCUCAUCAUCUCCACAAGAACUGGGUUUUUCCACUUUUGGAGAAACAGACUGAGGGACUGCGUUCUUGUUUGCUCAAAUCUUCCAUAAUAUGGUGUUCCAAACACCCUUUUCUUGGUUUAUGUCACCUGCUUAUUUUUAUCCAUUUUUGGUGAAACAGAUUAAGAGGAUGUAUAGUUAUUUGCUCAUAACUUGCAUAAUAUGGAAAAAAAAAAUUAGGUUUCAGAAUCCUUUUUUCUUCCUUUAUUUUCUGGGUUUGGAAUUAAACUGAUGCGAAAGAAGCAAAAUUGACCCAAUUAGUUUGUAUUUUGAAGAGUGGUUAUUUUUUCUUAUUAGAGUCUUCGAUUGAUCUUUCUCAUUGUAUGAGGAAAAGACGAAUGAAAUCCAUUCUCGUAUCCAUGGGCGGAGCUACCCUUGCCCGAGGGUGUCAAGUGACGACCCUUUGUCUGGUUUAAUGAAUACCCCUUAACGAAUUUCCUGUCUCCUCCGGUGCUAGUAUCCUCUGGAAAAUCUUUUCUUUGCUCUUAGUUAUCUAGGUGAUAAAGUUUGCAGCAUUUACGAUGCUGACUGCCUAAACGAUGACCUUCUCUCGUAUUUUCUUGGAAAAGAAUUCAUCCGUUAGUUUAAGUAUGGAAAAGUCUGUCUUCUUCUUUUGGUGUGAAUUCCAAUGAAACCCUAAGAUGGGGGACCAUAACUUUCCAAACAAGUACCAACUACCCCUCUCUAUACUCUUAAGAAAAUAAUGUGUUUUUAUUUUCCUUUUUUUCUUUUGAUAGAUAUAUAAUCUGAAAGAGAUAAGGGAAAACAUACAAAUUACUAGUAUUUCACAUCUGUAAAAAGGGUGUCAGUAAAUCUGUCACAAUCAAGUCUAUCAUAUGUAAGAUAAAAUUAAACUUAAAUAUUUAUUAGACCUAGUCGGCAAGCAUUUGUUUGUGCCAUUUGUGGGGUUGAUGAACAAUUUAAUUUGGUUUCAUUGAUUAGGUGACGAAACAAUUAGCUGAAAAUGAUGUUGUGGAGUUAACAGAUGGGAGAAACAUUUGUGGUCUUGGACUGGAAGGGCUUGAGCUCUGUUUUUGUAUUUGAAUAGUUAUCCUUGUCUACUUAUAAUUUUCUGACCGUCUUAAUCAGCCUCGUACUAGUUACUGGAAUCAAACAGCUCUGUCAAAGAGGCGAAUCUCAUUUUCUACCUUGUCUUGAAAUAAUUGAAGUUCAUAUAGUAAUUGUAUGUGUAUGAGCUACUUUAGAGUACAAGACAGAGUUAUUACAAUACCCUUUUCUUUCCUUUCAUUUCUCUCUCUUAAAAACAAAUUAAAAGACUUCUUAGUAAAUGGCUUUGGACGAAAAAUGGUUGAGAUGCUUCCGUUUGUUAGAUUAUGGCUAUAUGAGUGGGAACUAGCUGAGGAAUAGUUUCAGACACACUACUGAUUUCAAGUAUAUAUUAUGGGGCUUGGAUGCUUGACUGGUGAUUUGAGGAACAAUACUUUGUGAUAAUUUAGUUCAUUUUGCUUUGAGGUGUUCAAUUAGCCUGGAAAAGAAGUUGUAUUAGGAGAGACAAUAAGAUCCUGCAAGUGUGAAAGAGAAUUAGUGAAAUUACAGUUUAGAGGUAAAGCAGCAAACUUGUGAACCAGCCAAGCUACAUCAUUGGGUGAGCCUUGAUGGAAAGGUUUCCUUUUCUUUUUCCUCUGGUCCUGAAUUGUGUACUUGUUCUUUGCUUCUUGCUUCCCUGUUGUCCGACGAAAUGAUUGUUUUGCCUUUUGUGAAAUUAGGUACUUGUUAAACUAGGAAUACAUAUCAGUUAACUUUGUGUGUAAAUAUUUUGCAGCCAAGUCCUAAUUAUUUUUUUGCAUUCCAUGAGUCUGGAAAUUUGGUAAAGCCAUCUCGUAGCUUCUUUCCCAAGAUGGAGUGGAAUGUAAAGUGGGACUGGGGAAAUCUGGUAAUGUUUGGUUCAAAGGCCUCUGAAAGUCCUAAAGAACUACAAUUAACAGAUUGGGGAGUUGAAGAAGAGGGAGAACUUGAUGGGGGAUCUUUCAAUUUGUCGAGUGGUGGCAGUGGCACUGGUGGUUAUGGUUCUGACUUGAAGUGUGGUUCUUCCAUCAAAAGCUCAAUAUCAGCUUCUACUGACUCUUCACCAAAGGAGGGUUUUAAAGCAUGCAACUUUGCUUUUGAGGCAUUUAAUACCUCUCCUGAGGAUCCUAAUAAGAAAUUGGAAACCUCCAAAGCUGAGGUCUCUAGGAAUUCACCACCCAUGGAGGCUUCAGUAGGCUCUGUUGAACCAGUGAUAGGUCUAAAAAUUGGUAAGCGGACAUGUGAAACCAUUGGUGGUGGAAGCAGUGCUAAGGUUUCAUCGUUCCCCCCGAACCCCACAUCAUCAUCUGCUGCAACAAAGAAAGCAAAAUCAUCUAGUCAGAAUUCACCGAUUCCUCGCUGUCAGGUUGAAGGUUGCAACCUUGAUCUUUCUUCAGCUAAAGAAUAUUAUCGGAAGCAUAGAGUUUGUGACAGUCAUUCCAAAAGCCCAAAGGUUAUUGUAGCAGGUGUAGCACGCCGCUUUUGUCAACAGUGUAGCAGGUUCCAUAGUGUGUCUGAAUUUGAUGAAAAGAAGCGAAGCUGUCGUAGGAGGCUCUCUGAUCACAAUGCACGGCGCCGCAAGCCUCACCAGGAAACUAUCCAGUUCAAUUCAGCAAGGCUUUCUUCAUUGUUUUAUGAUAGCAGGCAACCUAUGGACCUUGUGCUCAACCACGCACAACUCAUUCACUGCAGAGAUGCUGCAAACUCUACCUGGGAGAGCACUCAAGACUCUAAGUUCAGUAUUACAAGAGGGUUUACUCCAAAGCCUGAAAGAACAGGCAGCACAAAUGGGAAGUCACUACUGGAGGGGAUCCAGUUUUCACGGGCUGUGGGUGCACAGAGUAAUGCAUCUAGCUUGCUCUUGCCCUCCAAGGGCACCACAACCGAGGUUUUCAAUCGAGGUGCCAAGGAAUCCAUGUUCAAUAUGGUUACAGGACCGGAAUUUCCUCGUGCUCUCUCUCUUCUGUCAACUAAUUCCUGGGGUUCAUCCGAGCCUGAGACUGUUUCACUCAACCAUGCAAAUCAGACCAGCAUGCCUGAGCAGAUGAUUCAGGCAAUUCCACAGGGUGUGCCGCAUAUGUCCAGUCAAUAUUGGCAGGCUGGACAACAUUCAUCCGAUCCUCGUUACCAUACAUUGGGUGCUAAUAGCCACAGUGGUGGUAGCUUUCAAGAAAUGGGACUGUUCAAAGCUCCAUUCGACACGGACUUUUAUCUCAAUGCAUUGAACUGAAGCCAACAUCUGAUGUCCUUAUGUGUAUUUUCAGGAUUUGGUGAGCUUCCCAUUUUGCCGUUUUGACACAUGGAUCAAGCAGAUGGUCUGUUAGUAGGAUGCUUCAAGAAGUUUGUUUUUCAUCUUAAAUUAGUGCUGGUAUAUAAUAUAUAGGUUGGGUUUUUGAACUCCUAAGAAAGUCUAAUAUUAUGUAUUAUGUAGUAAAUUUUGUUUGCUCAAUUUAGGCAGUGACAUGGAUUCCGAAGAAUUGUAGUUUCUUGAUUCUGCAACUUGGAACAUAACUGCACAGGUCUGACUUAUUAAUGACUCUUUAUCCUUUUUCAUCA
This is a messenger RNA of Solanum dulcamara, 3860 nucleotides long. RefSeq names its product squamosa promoter-binding-like protein 12. Gene Ontology annotation, molecular function: DNA binding. The record is from RefSeq and is a predicted model, not a curated record. NCBI's taxonomy places the organism in Eukaryota, Viridiplantae, Streptophyta, Magnoliopsida, Solanales, Solanaceae. Bases 2137 to 3534 code for a protein of 465 amino acids. The transcript is spliced from 4 exons. Gene Ontology annotation, cellular component: nucleus.